Haplochromis burtoni (Burton's mouthbrooder) is the source of this 2890-nucleotide messenger RNA. Its product is annotated as E3 ubiquitin-protein ligase TRIM39-like. The record is from RefSeq and is a predicted model, not a curated record. NCBI's taxonomy places the organism in Eukaryota, Metazoa, Chordata, Actinopteri, Cichliformes, Cichlidae. Bases 171 to 1793 code for a protein of 540 amino acids. Gene Ontology annotation, molecular function: zinc ion binding; protein binding. The transcript is spliced from 2 exons.
UCUCAGAGGCGGAGCAAUAUGUGAAAAACGAGAGCUUCAGCGUCAGAGUCCAGAAGUGAAACUUACAGUGAGAACAGCAAAGUUUGUUUGUCUUCACAGGAGCGUCAAACGGAGCUCUUCCAGCCUUUCUGAGCAGCACAGCACAGGUUCUUCCAACACUGGGUGCAGACAUGUCUGCUGCCAGCUGUCUUCUAUCUGAAGAUCAGUUUCUGUGCUCCAUCUGUCUGGAUGUCUUCACUGAUCCAGUCUCCACACCAUGUGGACACAACUUUUGCAAAAACUGCAUCAGUCAACACUGGGAUAUCAGUGAGAGGUGUCAGUGCCCCAUGUGUAAAAAGGUGAUUGAGACCAGACCUGAGCUGCACAUCAACACUUUCAUCUCUGACAUGGUUUCUCAGUUCAGACUUGAAGCUCAGCAGAAAGUCAGCAGCAGCAGCUCAGAGCAACAAGCUGCCAAACCAGGAGAAGUUCCCUGUGACAUCUGCACUGGAACCAAACUGAAGGCUCUGAAGUCCUGCCUGGUGUGUCUGGCCUCCUACUGUCAGACUCACCUGGAGCCUCACCUGACAGCUUCACGUCUGAAAAGACAUCAGCUGAUUGAUCCUGAGGAGAACCUGGAAAGUAGGAUAUGUGUGAAACAUGAUCAACCUCUGGAGCUGUUCUGUAAGACCGAUCAGACAUGUGUCUGCAUGCUCUGCUCUGUUAUAGACCACAAGACUCAUGAGUUUGUUCCUCUGAGAGAAGAAUAUGAAGGAAAGAAGGCAGAGCUGGGUAAGACUGAAGCUAAAAUUCAACAGAUGAUCCAGAAGAGACGACUGAAGAUUCAGGAGAUCAAAGAGUCAGUGAAGAUGAGUAAAGAUGCUGCAGACAGAGAGAAAGCAGAAGGUGUUCAGGUCUUCACUGCUCUGAAGGAGUUUGUUGACAGACGUCUGAACGAGCUCAUAAAGGAGAUUGAAGAUAAACAGGAAACAACAGAGAAACAGGCUGAAGGUUUCAUCAAAGAUCUGGAACAGGAAAUCUCUGAGCUGAUGAAGAGAAGCUCUGAGGUGGAGCAGCUCUCACGCUCUAAAGAUCACCUCCACCUCCUCCAAAGCUUCUCAUCCCUGAAAGCUGCUCCAACCACCAAAGACUGGACAGAGGUCAGUAUCCAUCCACCAUCAUAUGAGGGGACUGUGGUGAGAGCUGUGGAUCAGCUGAAGGAGACACUCAAUGAAGACAUGAAGAAGCUGUUUGAGGCUGAGCUGAAGAGGGUCCAGCAGUAUGCAGUGGAUGUGACUCUUGAUCCUGAUACAGCACAUCCUUAUCUCAUCCUGUCUGAUGAUGGAAAACAAGUACACUGUGGUGAAGAGGAGAAUGAUCUUCCAGACAACCCAGAGAGAUUUUCUAAAAUUCCCAUUGUUUUAGGAAAGCAGAGUUUCUCUUCAGGCAGAUUUUACUUUGAGGUUCAGGUUAACGACAAGACCAACUGUUCCUUAGGAGUGGCCAGAGAGUCAGUCAACAGAAAGGAAGAAAUCGCACCGAGUCCUGAGAAAGGUUACUGGAGUGUAGGAGUAUAUGAAAACAUUUGUGUAGCUCUGGAGGGUCUUCCAGUCUGUCUUCCUCUUCAGUAUUAUCCUGAGAAGGUGGGGGUGUUUGUGGAUUAUGAGGAGGGUCUGGUCUCCUUUCAUAAUGUUGAUGAUGCAGCUCUUAUCUACUCCUUUACUGGCUGCACCUUCACUGAGAAACUCUACCCAUUCUUCAGUCCUGAAGUUAAUGAUCAUCUGAUCAUCUGUCCUGUCAAUCUGGCAAUUUGAUCUUUUUCUAUAUGGACAUUUCAUAAAUUACAGGUUAAGCUCAACAUUUCUCUUCCAGGAUGCUCUGAAAAAGUUUUUGUGCCAUGAAAAUGCACUAGUUUUUCUAUUUUUCAAUAAAAUAAAAGAGAUGUUGAUAGAACACCAGCAGUGAUCAGCUUUACUGAGACACAUUCAUGGUAAAAAUGCACUACUUAUCCAUGGUAACACUUUAUAAUAUGGCCGGUGAGUAAGGGUUCAAUUCCUCUACAGGUUUUUUUUUUUUCCUUUUUUAGCUGAAAUUACAAUCUGAUUAAAUUGACCUCAAAAUAGUUGGUGUUAGAAACACUGCUUGUGAAGUGUAUUUAUUUGAUUCAUGGUUAAUAACAAUAAUUAUAUUUAAAGUAUAAUCUUAAAUAAAAGUUUGCACAUACUGGUGGAUCAUCUAUUGUAGAAAAGUAAAAUGUUGUUGCUAAUCCAUUAAUUCAGUGCAGUUGCAUCAGAAACCUUACACUGUAUGGUGGUCUGAUGAAUUUGGUAGGUACUGUACACUAGAAAGUAGGUUUAAUAACAAACAUCAUACAUUUUACAGGAAAGGAAACACAAAUUAGACUGUCAGUCAAGGUUAAGUAGAGCAUAGUUUUCAGGUGUUUUAGUGGGGAAAAAAACUAAAAGGAGACAUUCAUGGUCUUUCUUCUUUUAUAAUUUUGACUCUCAAAAUUCUGAGUCAAAUUUUGUAACAUAAGAGGAGAGUUGAGCACUGUACCAUUCAUGAUUGACACCAACACUAUAAACAAUCCAGCCUGUUAGCCUUACCCACCGCCUUUCAGAGGUGGAGCAACACCUGAAAGAGGAGGGCUUCAGUGUCAGAGACGAGACCUGAAACUUAAAAUGAGAGCUGCAGCUCAGCAAAUCUGUUUCUCUACAAAGGAAUCUUAAACGGAACUGAUCCAGCCUUUCUCAACGGGGUUACCACCACGACAGGCACCAACUACCUUGCGGCCACAGCUCAGUACACAAGCCUCAGCAGUGGUCCCCAACCCCUGGGCCAUGGACCGGUACUGGGACGCGAGAGUUGAAGCUCUGGUGUGAAAUUUAUGGUUUUCAGGGUUUUUAUCGUU